CACACACACUGGAUGCAGAAACACUGGAAUGCUUGCGUGGAUGCUGCAAUAAUAUGGACUUUAAAAUGAAUGUUCUACUGGUACUUUUCGCCUUUUUGUUUUUUAGCAUUGAUAUCACUCAGGGAUUUAACGUGGGGACUUCAGGAGCUAAGAUCUUCUCAGGGUCAGCAGCAGAACAGUUUGGCUACACUGUACAACAAUUCAGCAAUGCACAAGGAAAAUGGCUCCUGGUGGGUUCUCCAUGGAAGGGAUACACUCAAAACCGAAAGGGAGACAUCUAUAAGUGUGAGAUUAACAAACCUGGAACCAGCUGUCAGGCACUGAACCUUCAGAAUACUGUCAAUGUGCCAACCGUCUCCAACAGCAACAACAUCAACAUGAGUCUAGGUCUCACUCUCACUCGAACAACCAAAAACGGCGGGUUUAUGACGUGUGGUCCUCUUUGGGCCCAGCUCUGUGGCAGUCUGUAUUUUUACCCAGGAAUCUGUGCUGACGUGAGUUCACAGUUUUCACUCCAGUCAGCCUACUCCCCUGCCAUUCAAAAGUGUGGCAGUCUAAUGGACAUUGCCAUUGUUUUGGAUGGCUCCAACAGUAUAUAUCCUUGGGAACCAAUAGUUGAUUUCCUCAUGAAACUGUUAGAAAGCUUAGAUAUUGGACCUCAAAGCACUCAGGUCAGUGUAAUGCAGUAUGCUGUUGAUGCCUCCUUUGAGUUCAAUCUGAAUUCUUAUAAGACAAAAGAGGCCAUGAUUAAAGCCAGUUCAAAUAUUAAGCAGAAAGAAGGAUUAGAGACAAAUACAUUCAAAGCCAUUGAUUUUGCCAGACAAAAUGCAUUCUUAACCAGCAAUGGAGGACGUCCUGGGGCUACCAAAUUGAUGGUUGUGGUAACAGAUGGAGAGUCACAUGAUAAAACACUGAGGGACAAAGUUAUCACGGCAUGUGAUAACCAAAAUAUAACUCGCUUUGGCAUUGCGGUGCUUGGAUAUUACCUGAGAAAUGACAUUGACACAAGUAAACUGAUUGCUGAGAUUAAGUCAAUAGCCAGUUUACCAACAGAUAAAUACUUUUUCAAUGUGUCUGAAGAGGCAGCACUUUUAGAGAUCGUUGGAACUCUCGGUGAUCGAAUCUUCAACAUCGAAGGUGUUGGAAAAGGUGUUGCGGAUUUCACAAUGGAAAUGUCCCAAGUGGGAUUCAGUGCACACCAGACCAAAAAUAAGGAUUUGAUAAUACUGGGUGCAGCUGGAGCUUAUAAUUGGAUUGGGACUGUUGUUCACCAAACUUCUCAGAAAGUAGACAUUUUCCCCAGAAGUGCUUUUGAGAAAAUCCUGGAGGACAGAUAUCACAGUUCUUUACUCGGAUAUUCUGUCACCACUUUGAAUGAUGGAUCGUCUGAAUUGUAUGUGGCCGGUGCUCCUCGCUCCAUUCAUAAAGGACAGGUUAUAGUGUACACCAUCAACAUCCAGAGACAACCCGUCAUUGUAGAUUCACAGCGAGGAGAGCAGAUCGGGUCUUAUUUUGGUAGUGUUCUCUGUCCUGUUGAUGUGGAUUCUGAUGGUGUUACUGAUCUGCUGCUGGUUGGAGCUCCAAUGUUCAUGAGUGAAGAGAAGUUUGAAACAGGGAGAGUCUACCUGUUCUCCAUUACCAAGGGUACCUUGAGUAACCAGGGUUUCUUGGAGGGUUCUCAGAAGAACGCUCAGUUUGGCAUGGCCAUCACUGCUGUUCCAGAUCUUAACCUGGACAGCUUCACUGAUGUGGUGGUUGGAGCUCCAUUGGAAGGCAACGGCCAAGGUGCCAUUUAUAUCCACUAUGGAGACAGAAAAACCAUCAGAAAGCAGAGCUCACAGAAAAUUCUUGGAUGGAAAUUGGAUCCAGGAUUGAAGUUCUUUGGGCGUUCUCUAGAUGGCAGUGGGGAUAUGAAUGGCGACUCGGUCCCAGAUGUGUCUGUUGGGGGUUUUGGGAAGGUGGUCCAACUCUGGAGCAGAGGAAUUGCAGUUGUCACAGCAAAGGUUUCCUUCACCCCUGAUAAGAUCAAUAUUCUGAGUAAACCCUGUCGCUACGGUGGACGACAGGUAUCUUGCUUCAAAGCUAAAGUCUGUUUCAGUGCAACAUUCAGACCGACAAAUCCAGUGGGGCCAGUGGACAUUAAGUACAACCUGACCCUGGAUGCUGAUUUGCAGUCUUCUCGAGUAAGCUCUAGAGGUUAUUUCAGCAACUCUGAUCGAGUCAUCCAGAAAGACCUCAGCGUUGAUGUAAAGGACACAUGUGAAGAGCAUGACGUCUAUGUGCAGGAGACCCCUGACUUGGUCAACUCGAUUGCUCUGCGUGUGGACAUUUUUCUUAGUCAUCCAGAUGCCAACCCCGUUCUAGACAUCUUCAGCCCUAAUGUGUGGCUGUUUUUUAUCCCAUUCUCAAAGGACUGUGGCCCAGAUGAAGUUUGCUUCAGUGACUUGGUACUGAGUGUGGAGAGCGAAGAGGGGAUUGGCAAAACUCCACUAGUGGUCAGCCAAAACAAAAGAAGACUCUCUUUCACUGUGACAGUAAUGAACAGAAAGGAAAAUGCCUACAAUGCAAGAGUGUCUGCCAGCUACUCCAGUAACCUGUUCUAUGCUUCUGUUAUACCACUGAUUGAAGGAACAGAGGUAAAGUGCACUUUGAUGAAAGAAUCUGAUACACUCAUUUGCCAAGUGAGUUAUCCAGUCCUGAGAAUGGACCAAUCGGUUACAUUUGUGAUCAACUUUGACUUUAACUUAAAUCAGCAACAAAAAGAUGCCAAAGUUGUCUUUGAAGCCUUAAGUGACAGCACAGAAGAAACUCCUGCUGAUAAUAAAAUCCAUGUCUCCAUUCCUGUCCAAUACAACUCUGAGAUCAUCCUUAGCAGAGAAGCAAAUUUAAAUGUUUAUUUACUUGAAAAAGAGGAUGAUGUUGCAACCACAAUGAUGACCUACAAGGACAUUGGCCCAGAUUUUAACUUCAAUCUGAAGGUUUCUACUGGAACAAUUCCUGUCAGUCUUGUUUACCUCACUGUCUCACUGCCAAACAGCACUAAAGCAGGAAACCCCCUCCUGUAUGUGACCUCGGUUAGAAAGUCACCUGCUGAAAAAAUAUAUUGUGUGGACAACAAUCUGAUUGACCCAUAUAAGAUCAGUGAAAAACCUUAUUCACUCAGAUUAACUGAGGAGAGUUUUAGAGGAACAAAAGAACUGAACUGUAAAACUGCAUUGUGCCAGUCAAUGAAAUGCUCCCUGAAGGACUUAGAAGAGAUGAAUGAUUACUAUGUGAAUGUAACUACAAAAAUAUGGAAUGUUACCUUUGCAAAGGCUGAUUUCCUGUCUGUCUUACUCUCUGUGAGAGCUGAAAUAGAGACGUCUAAACCAGAAUUGCUGUUCAUUGAACAGAAACACCUGCAGGUUGAAGUCACAGUGAGCAAACCUGGAGCUAAAGGGGACGUUCCACUUGGUGUUGUUAUGGGCAGCAUUAUUGGUGGUCUGUUGUUGCUGGCUCUUGCCGUCGCAUUGCUUUGGAAGCUGGGUUUCUUCAAGAGGAAGUAUCAUCCGAUGAAGAACACAGAGAAUGGAACAGAAACUCAGGAACUGCAGGAAAACACUCCGUGAGACACCAAGAGAUCAGCAGAGAUUUCUUUGGCAACCUCUGGUUCAUUGCUUCUUUUCAU
Molecule: messenger RNA, 3667 nt
Organism: Xyrauchen texanus (razorback sucker)
Lineage: Eukaryota; Metazoa; Chordata; Actinopteri; Cypriniformes; Catostomidae
Gene: itga2.2
Product: integrin, alpha 2 (CD49B, alpha 2 subunit of VLA-2 receptor), tandem duplicate 2
Exons: 29
Coding region: 54-3608 (1184 amino acids)
Biological process (GO): cell-matrix adhesion; integrin-mediated signaling pathway; cell adhesion mediated by integrin
Cellular component (GO): integrin complex; external side of plasma membrane
Molecular function (GO): integrin binding
Source: RefSeq, a predicted model, not a curated record